Messenger RNA from Helicoverpa armigera (cotton bollworm), 2360 nucleotides. RefSeq lists its product as uncharacterized. Lineage: Eukaryota; Metazoa; Arthropoda; Insecta; Lepidoptera; Noctuidae. The transcript is spliced from 7 exons. Bases 12 to 2243 code for a protein of 743 amino acids. The record is from RefSeq and is a predicted model, not a curated record.
GCGCGGGAGAAAUGACGUUUCGAAAUGCGUUCGCGAUUUUCAUUUUGACGUACGCUUUCGCGGAAGUGUCGUCAUGGACGAUCGAUUUGCCGGAAGUGAGAAAGUUUUUAUUCGAGAAACACGAGCAUUCUAAGAAAUAUCACGGCCAUGAAAAAGUAGAUUAUUCGCCGCAAGAUAGGAAGUUUUAUAGUAAUAUCGAAGGAAAUAGUAAGCAUCAUGAGGAAGAUCGGAAACAUCACCAUCACCAUAAUGACCAUAGCUACGAAAAUGAAUAUGGUCAUCAUUCCUACAUGGAGAAAAAAGUUUAUGACAUCGUACGCGACGGCAGCUCGUAUCUAGAGGGGCUGCAGAAGUCCUUAGAAGAUUACAGCUCGCAACUGAAAGGCUGUCAGGAAAACAAUAAUACUAAUUGGGAAUCAAGCAACCCUCCGAUCAGCAUACCAUCUUCAAGCAACAGCUCAUCUUCUCCAAACAACGGGUCCAUGCCAAUGCUGAACUUUAACAACUAUGACAACUCUCCUGUACCUUCACGACCGAGGUAUCCUUCGGAGUCCAGGGGCUACAUCCUGAACAGUCGUAGAAAGAUGUCCUGCGAAGAAGUUACGGAUUCCAGCGAGCAUAUUAGAAGGUUUGCAUCCUUGGCCCUGGAUGCUACACGGCGGUUGCAAGACUUUGCUUAUGCGAAGAAGUAUCAGAAGACAGAUGAACAGGAAGAGAAUGAGCUGAUCCUCAAGCUGGCGUGGUUCCUCGACCGGCUGGCGUACCUCAGCGGCUUCGAGCCAGAGAUCGAGCAUUCUGAACCUAAUAGUACUAGAUCUCCAACCACCGAGAUCCCCUCACCGCAAACCCUGGUUCCUUCAUCAGAGGAGCUGAACAAGCAGUUCAGAGACUGUAUACAGAUGAACUCCUCGGAACCAGCGACGGAGCGCUGCCGGUACCCGCUGGAAAUACCUGAGAUGGUGCAGCAGAUGUUGAAUAUUAGUGGUACUACUUCUUCACCUUCAUCGCCAUCUGGCUCCAUGACUCCUGACAGCGUGUCAGCACAAUCAUCAGAAAUUCUCAUAACAUCAGCUAAUACUUCCCCCAGCGAAAGUUCCCCACAAAAAUCUACAAGAACUAAAAGAUCUACAGACUACACUUACUAUUUCCCCACCAAACCAUUGCACGAAGUAACGUAUCCAGUACCUCUAGUAAAACUAAUAAAACACAGACUUUCAAAUAUAAAGUCGGUAGUAAAAACAAUUGUCGAAAAACGUUUGCAACACUUAGCCGAAAAAAAGGAAGAAAAACACCAUUACGAAAAGCAUUUUGACAAACGUUCGAUAUCUGACAGUGACAGUCAACUGUCAAAUCAUAUUCAAAUGUCAAUUAAUCCGAAGACAGCUGUCAAAUCCGUUGAAAAACGGCCAUUUGAAAGUGAAACUAUAAUUCAUUAUCCUAUUUCUGAUGUUUCGGUUAUUAAUACAAAAUCUUUCAAAAAACGGUCUAUUGACGACAGCAAAACCACAUCUAAUCAUAUUAACAGACUAUCACAUUCGAAAUCAUUAAUAAAAAAAUCUCCGAUCACCCGAAAAAAGUUCGAAAACCUUCGUCUAUUCACGAAAAUGGCUAAAGAUUUAAAAAAUACGGAUCCUAAAAUCAGAUCUUUAAAACGACGAUACACGGAAGACCCGUUAUCAAAACUAGCGAACUACUACAUAAAAUACAAAGUCUGGGACAAUUCUAAUCCAAUAAAAAAGAGUUUUAGCAAAAAACCUUUAGCUUUCGACGUCAAAAACCAAAUAAACGAGCCAAAAUCGGUUCAAAAACGGUCCCUAUUCAACAAGAAAUCUGUACACAUACACAUACCGAAACCGAUCCAAGUCGUCCGUACUUAUAUAAACACACGCCGACCACAUCAUGAGAAAUCUAAACUGCUCUCUCACCUUCACAAAAUACACGAAUUGAAACACAAAAAAGCAGAAAAGGUCCAUAAAAUUAUCAAAAGAUCUGUCCAUUAUCAACGAAUGUAUUUACCAAGGGUCUCUAAAGACCCCCAAGGGGAUAUAAGUUACUAUGUGAAGAAUAAAGCUGGGACAAAUAUAAAUCCUGAUUCAGUGCAGGCGGCUCAGAUGAGAGCAGGGUUAGAACUGGCAUUUCAAACGGGAAAUAUAGAAGUGGUAAGGAGAUAUGGUGCUAAUUAUAACCCUUUGAAUCCUAAUCCUCUUUAUGUUGGUAUUAUUGGGUCUUAUGCUGAUUCCUAGGUUCAAAUUAUGUACAGUAAACUGCACAUUAGUGGUAACUGUCAUGCACCUUAACUCGAUAGUAAUAAGUACGAUUUUCCUAUAAAACUGUUACCACUGACCUGAAGUUGAUUGUAC